Molecule: messenger RNA, 3073 nt
Organism: Vicugna pacos (alpaca)
Lineage: Eukaryota; Metazoa; Chordata; Mammalia; Artiodactyla; Camelidae
Source: RefSeq, a predicted model, not a curated record
UUAUUUUUAGCCAGACUAUCAAAGUAUUUUUCAACUGGAUUGUCACUGCACUUGAACUUGGAAUCUUGUAACCCGAGGAAUUGCACUGGGGAAAAGAAGAAACUUCUAACAAAUGGGAAAUUAUAAAUCUAGACCAACUCAAACUUGCACUGAUGAAUGGAAGAAGAAAGUCAGUGAAUCUUAUGUUACUGUGAUAGAAAGAUUAGAAGAUGACCUGCAGAUCAAAGAAAAAGAACUUACAGAACUAAGGCAUAUAUUUGGCUCUGAUGAUGCCUUCAGUAAAGUCAAUUUAAAUUAUCGCACAGAAAAUGGUCUGUCUCUACUUCAUUUAUGUUGCAUUUGUGGAGGCAACAAGUCACAUGUUAGAACCCUUAUGUUAAAAGGUCUCCGCCCAUCUCGACUGACAAGAAAUGGAUUUACAGCCUUGCACUUGGCAGUUUACAAGGAUAGUGCAGAACUGAUCACUUCCCUGCUUCACAGUGGAGCUGACAUACAGCAGGUUGGAUACAGUGGCCUCACUGCUCUGCAUAUUGCUACCAUAGCUGGUCACCUGGAGGCUGCUGACGUGCUGCUGCAACAUGGAGCUAAUGUCAACGUUCAAGACGCAGUAUUUUUCACUCCACUGCACAUCGCAGCACACUAUGGGCACGAACAGGUAAGUCAGUAGCAUUUCCAAAGCCUGGGGGAUUACUUAAGUGCUCUAGGCUUUUCUUGAACUGUCCUAGCUUCAAAGAAAGGAUAUUUAAGUUUAGCUCAACUCUUACUAGAAGAAGGUUCUAAGGCUGGAUGGGACAGAGAAGUGAAUGCUCAGGACAAUGAAGAUCACGUCCCACUCCACUUCUGUUCUCGCUUCGGGCACCACGAUAUUGUGAAGUACCUGCUCCAGACCGAUUUAGAAGUUCAGCCACAUGUUGUUAAUAUCUAUGGAGACACCCCUUUGCACCUGGCAUGCUACAAUGGCAAAUUUGAAGUCGCCAAGGAAAUCAUCCAAAUAUCAGGAAUAGAAAGUCUGACUAAAGAAAACAUCUUCAGUGAAACAGCUUUUCACAGUGCUUGUACCUAUGGUAAGAGCAUUGACCUGGUUAAAUUUCUUCUUGAUCAGAAUGUCAUAAGCGUCAACCACCAAGGAAGGGAUGGGCACACAGGAUUGCACUCUGCUUGCUACCAUGGUCACAUUCGCUUGGUUCAGUUCCUCCUGGAUAAUGGAGCUGAUAUGAAUCUGGUAGCUUGUGAUCCGAGCAGGUCUAGUGGUGAAAAAGAUGAGCAGACAUGUUUGAUGUGGGCUUAUGAAAGAGGACAUGAUGCAAUUGUCACACUCCUGAAGCAUUAUAAGAGACCUCAGGAUGAAUUGCCCUGUAAUGAAUAUUCUCAGCCUGGAGGAGAUGGCUCCUAUGUGUCUGUUCCCUCCCCUUUGGGGAAGAUUAAGAGCAUGACGAAAGAGAAGGCAGAUGUGCUCCUCCUAAGGGCUGGGUUGCCCUCACAUUUCCAUCUCCAGCUCUCAGAAAUUGAGUUCCAUGAGAUUAUCGGCUCAGGUUCUUUUGGGAAAGUAUAUAAAGGACGAUGCAGAAAUAAGAUAGUGGCUAUAAAACGUUAUCGAGCCAACACCUACUGCUCCAAGUCGGAUGUGGAUAUGUUUUGCCGAGAGGUGUCCAUUCUCUGCCGGCUCAAUCAUCCCUGUGUCAUUCAGUUUGUGGGUGCUUGCCUGAAUGAUCCCAGCCAGUUUGCCAUCGUCACUCAGUACAUAUCAGGGGGCUCUCUGUUCUCCCUCCUUCAUGAACAGAAGAGGACUCUUGAUUUGCAGUCUAAAUUAAUUAUUGCGGUAGACGUUGCCAAAGGUAUGGAGUACCUUCACAACUUGACACAGCCAAUUAUACACCGUGACUUAAACAGUCACAAUAUUCUCCUCUAUGAAGAUGGGCAUGCUGUGGUGGCAGAUUUUGGAGAAUCGAGAUUUCUACAGUCUGUGGACGAAGACAACAUGACAAAACAACCCGGGAACCUCCGCUGGAUGGCUCCUGAGGUGUUCACACAGUGCACACGCUACACCAUCAAAGCUGACGUCUUCAGCUACGCUCUGUGUCUGUGGGAACUUCUCACCGGCGAAAUUCCAUUCGCUCAUCUCAAGCCAGCGGCUGCCGCAGCAGACAUGGCUUACCACCACAUCAGACCUCCCAUCGGCUAUUCCAUUCCCCAGCCCAUAUCUUCUCUGCUGAUGCGAGGGUGGAACGCGUGUCCUGAAGGAAGACCGGAAUUUUCUGAAGUUGUUACCAAGUUAGAAGAGUGUCUGUGCAACAUUGAGCUGAUGUCUCCCGCGUCAAGUAACAGCAGUGGGUCUCUCUCGCCUUCCUCUUCUUCCGAUUGUCUGGUGAGCCGCGGAGGGCCUGGCCGGAGCCACGUGGCAGCUCUGCGGAGCCGCUUUGAAUUGGAAUACGCUCUAAAUGCGAGGUCCUUCGCCGCCUGGUCCCAAAGUGCCGGACAGUGUUCUGCCCAAGGCCUGUCUUUGGAGGACGUGAGGAGAAGCCUUCAGUUCUCACCCAUUGACAAAUACGGCUACGUGUCUGAUCCCCUGAGCCCGAUGCAUUUUCAUCCUUGCCGGAAUAGUGGCAGCUUUGAGGACAGCGGCUGACAGCAUUCUGCAUCUACCUACAGAGAGUUUUCCCCCAAACUGACAGCAACAAUUCCAGCCAUGGCAGGCUUGCUUCCAAUUAUAAUAUUUUACCCUCUAAGGUCUACUUAAAUUGGCUUGUUUAUACUGGUCCUGUUUAAUUCCCUCCUACGAGUGGGGCUUUGGAUUUGCAGCUAAGGAAUGAAAUGCAAAAGAACCAAAACAGGAUGUAUUUGAAGAAUUGUUUUUAAUUUUGUAAAUAAAAGCAUAAAUUUAUGCUGUUGCUUGGAGAUGAAGCCUCAGUCCGUAGUAGGGAUUUAACAAUUAUGUUUUCCUAGACUGGAUCAUGUAGACUUGUGUCAGAGAGCCACACGUUUGAUUUCUCAGAAUAUUGUUCAUUUUCUUGUCUCAUGAUGUUACUUCUAGUGUCCAGCUCUGUGAUUAAAGAUUCCUUAGUGAUAUACAAAA